Messenger RNA from Aspergillus terreus NIH2624, 2028 nucleotides. RefSeq names its product biotin--[acetyl-CoA-carboxylase] ligase BPL1. The coding region runs from base 1 to 2028 and encodes 675 amino acids. NCBI's taxonomy places the organism in Eukaryota, Fungi, Ascomycota, Eurotiomycetes, Eurotiales, Aspergillaceae. The record is from RefSeq and is a predicted model, not a curated record. The transcript has 5 exons. Gene Ontology annotation, molecular function: biotin--[biotin carboxyl-carrier protein] ligase activity. Gene Ontology annotation, biological process: protein modification process. Gene Ontology annotation, cellular component: cytoplasm.
AUGGCCACUCCCACCCUCACAGGGACGAAACUCAACGUCCUCGUCUACUCUGGCGAUGGAACCACCGUCAACUCCGUCCGUCACUGCCUCUACUCCCUCCGCCGUCUCCUCGCCCCCCACUAUGCCGUGAUCCCGGUCACCGCCGACAUGCUCAUCCACGAGCCCUGGUCGCUCACCUGCGCCCUCCUCGUCUUCCCCGGCGGCGCCGACCUGGGGUACUGUCGCGCGCUCAACGGCGCCGGCAACCGUCGCAUUGAGCAGUUUGUGCGCCGCGGUGGCGCCUACCUCGGCCUCUGCGCCGGCGGAUACUACGGCAGUCGGCGCUGCGAGUUUGAAGUCGGCGACAAAACCAUGGAGGUCAUCGGCGAUCGCGAACUGGCCUUCUUCCCGGGCGUGUGUCGCGGCGGCGCCUUUGCCGGGUUCGUCUACCACAGCGAGGAGGGCGCGCGCGCCGCCGCGCUGCAGGUGAACAGAGCCGCGCUGGAUAAGGGCAUCGUGCCGGAUGCGUUCAGGUCGUACUACAACGGAGGUGGGGUGUUUGUUGAUGUGGAGACGUACGCUGAUCGCGGGGUCGAGGUGCUGGCCAGUUAUACGGAGGAGCUGAAUGUGCACGGGGGCAGCGGACAGGCGGCUGUGGUGUAUUGUCGCGUCGGCCAGGGCGCCGCCGUGUUAACGGGGCCGCAUCCGGAGUUCGCCGCCGUCAACUUGGACAAAAGCGCCGGAGGCCCCGAGUACGCCAAGGUCGUCGACGACCUGGCGGCAGAUGACCGCGCGCGCACCGAUUUCCUCAAGGCGUGUCUGGUCAAGCUCGGGCUGCAGGUCACCCAGGGCACGACGACGGUGCCGUCGCUGUCGUCACUGCAUCUGUCGGCGCGCGACCCGGAAGACGUGGCCCGCCUGGUGGCGUCGAUCCGCGAGGAUGUCACGAAAGACGGCCAGGAAGAGUACCUCAAGGACGAGAAUGAUACGUUUCGCAUCGAGACGUCCGACGCGUGGAAUAUGGGCACGCUGCAGGCGGCCCUGCCGAAUCAGCCGACCGCGUCGGAUGGCGGCUUUGUGGAUUACAAUGCCAUCGUCAAGCAUCUGGUCGUGCACGACGAUGUGCCCUCAUCCAAGCUGACGCCCUGCUUCAACCACCACGCGUACUACUCCAAUCUGAAACUGUACCAGUCGCAGACCCGCGACGGCAACGACGAGUUCGGGCUGAACCUGCUGUACGGCGAGGUGGUCACCAGCACGAACACGAUUUUAGAAAAGAACCCGAAGCUGCUGCGCAAACUCCCCUCCGGGUUUACGGUGACGGCCACCACGCAGGUCGCGGGCCGCGGCCGCGGCUCCAACGUGUGGGUGUCGCCAGCUGGAGCGCUGAUCUUCUCGACGGUGCUGCGCCACCCGAUCGCGAAGCUGCAGUCAGCACCAGUCGUGUUCAUCCAGUAUCUAGCGGCGAUGGCGGUGGUGCAGGGCGUCAAGAGCUACGACGAGGGGUACGAGGCGAUGCCGGUGAAGGUGAAGUGGCCGAACGAUGUUUACGCCCUCGAUCCCGAAGACCCCGAAAAGAAACGCUACACCAAGAUCUGCGGCAUCCUCGUCAACUCGCACUUCUCGGGCUCCGAGUACAUCGCGGUGGUCGGCAUCGGGAUCAACGCGACGAAUGCGUCGCCCACGACGGCGCUGAACGCCCUGGCGGCGCGGUUCCUCCCGGCCAAGGCGACGCCGAUCACGCUGGAGAAGCUGCUGGCGCGCAUGGUCACGACGCUGGAGGAGCUGUACACGCGGUUCCUGCGGACGGGCUUCGACCGGACGUUCGAGGAGAUGUACUACGCGGACUGGCUGCACAUGCACCAGGUGGUGACGCUGGAGGAGGAGGGCGGCGCCCGGGCGCGCAUCAAGGGGAUUACGCGGGACUACGGGCUGCUGCUGGCGGAGGAGCUGGGGUGGAAUGACCGGCCAACCGGACGGGUGUGGCAGUUGCAGAGCGACAGUAACAGCUUUGAUUUCCUACGGGGGCUGGUGCGGCGCAAGACAUGA